CUACAAUGUUCAUCAUACAAUACAAAAUGUUACCAUUAAGUAGAGCAUCAGAUGAACAGAUAACAGGCCGUAUCACAGGAGGAAGUAAUUAAGAAGUUUUGAGACAUUUUCCUCUUCAAACUCUUAAUUACUGUCUGAUCUAUCUGACGAAAUCCAGUUGUUGCUAAUGAAAACUCUCAAAGAAAAUUCAAAUGAUCAAAGAAAAUCUUAAGAAAAAUUUUUAAAAACUUAAGAAAUCUUAGGUUUCUCUUAAGAAAUUUUAUUAAAAAAAUAAGGAAUUCUUAAGAAAAUAAAAAAAAUCUUAAAAAACCUAAGAAAAUUUCGCUUAAAAAAUUUUCCGAGCCAAGCGAAUUACCGCAAAUCGAUUUUUUCAAGCCUCAUAAGCCCAUAAGCAGCUCUCUAUCAAACUAGAAAUUGAAUUUCCCUUGAAAAAUCUUCAAAUUUUCAAACUCUAAAAAUUUUAUUUUUAGAUCCAUGACUCAAGCUUAUUUCAAUGCCCAAAAGACAUUCAAUUGAAAUUGAUUAAUACACGAUCAUUUAUUCCCUAGCUACGACAGCCACAAGGUUCUCCCGAUAAUCCUCCUUUAUCGGAGCUGUUCAGAUAAAUGAAAUAUUUAUGAUAGCAAUAAUCUAAUCUCCCUGAUUACCUUUAAUUGGUACUAAAUGUCUUUGGAAACACAUUCCUUCUCUACUGUUUACAAACAAUUUAAAAAUUCAGCCUUUUCGACAUUUCUCCUGCUACCUGCUUCGCCGAUAAGGCGCGUAUCAGGUGAUGAAAGGUUACCGGGAUUUUUUGGGAGUCUGCUAAUUGGAUGAUAUACAGCAGGGGUUUUACGAUAGAAAGCCAUGUGACAGGAGGGAGAUUUUCAGUAGCUGUUGCUAUCAAAUUUUCAGAGAUUCGAUCUGCAGUAUUGGCUCUCAAAGCCACACCUCAAUGGCCCCAGAAUAAUCAUUCACACGGUAGUAGCGCUGAGACAGUCAACUUUGCAAGUGAAAAUGUUCGCGCGUUUUUUCGUUGUUGCCUGCGUGGUUUUGACCGUUAACGCGGCAACGCUUAAGGAAGCUUUCUGCGCUAAAAAUCCCUCCAACCCCGAUUGCAGGGAACGAAGGCAGCACCCACGGAUGCCAGAAGAUGGCAUUACCCCUGCUUUUGUACCAGGUGCUGAAAUGACUCAGGAGUACUGGAUUGAAAUUGCUAAGGCCUAUGUAUCGGAUCAGAUUAAGAGGACUCACAAUAUGAACAAGGUGAAGAAUGUAAUUUACUUCUUGGGAGAUGGAAUGGGAAUUUCCACGGUAACUGCUUCGAGAAAUGUCCUCGGGGGUGAAGAGAAGAAGCUUUCUUUUGAAAAGUUUCCCUAUACCGGCUCAUCGAUGACUUACUGCGUUAACCGGCCAGUUCCUGAUUCAGCCAGUACAUCAACUGCCUACUUAACAGGCGUGAAGGCUAAUUACGGCACAGUGGGUGUGAGCCCUAAAGUAGCUAGGUAUCACUGUACUGAUGGAAUUGAUCCAGAAAAUCAGACAACUUCCUUGGCAAAGUUAGCUCAGAUGCAGGGCAAGUCUACAGGUUUUGUAACAAAUACCAGAGUAACUCAUGCUUCACCUGCUGGCCUCUUUGGGCACUCUUCUUCACGAGGAUUUGAAGAUGAUGCUGAAAUUCUAAGUCGUGGCUGUGAUCCUGAAGUCAUGGAUGAUCUGACAGAGCAACUGGUGCACGGAGACGUUGGACGACACUUUAAGGUCAUCAUGGGAGGUGGACGUCGUCAUUUCCGCGAUGUAAGCGUUCGUGAUGAGGAAAACCGCAGCGGACGUCGUACAGAUGGGAAAGAUUUGGUACAGGAAUGGCUUGAUGAUCCCUCAAAAGAAAACAAACAGUUCGUGUGGAACAGGGAGCAACUCCUAAAUAUUGAUCCUGCAACAACAGAUCAUGUUUUGGGACUUUUUGAGCACACUCAUAUGCUCUAUCACCUGGAAGCUAUUGCCAACAACAGAACAGACACAGAGCCAACAAUUGUUGAGAUGACACAAAAAGCUUUGGAGAUUGUUAGUAAGAACCCAAAUGGAUUCUUCCUGUUUGUUGAAGGCGGUCGUAUUGAUCUGGCGCAUCACAGCAACAGAGCCAGAGCGGCUUUUGAUGAAACAAACGAAUUCAGUAAAGCAAUUGAUCUAGCAAGGAGUAUGUUCAGCGAAGAGGAUACGUUGAUCGUUGUAACGGCUGAUCAUAGUCAUGUUAACUCCUUCGCAGGAUAUCCUAAUCGAAAGCACGAUAUUUUCGGGUAUGUUGGCAAUGCAACGGAUGGUAAGCCCUACUUCACAAUCAGCUACGGCAACGGGCCUCACUACGACGAUCACGUUGUCCCAGGCGUUGGAAGAGUUGAUCCUAGCACUAUGGAUACUAGCGCUUGGAACUUUGGCUUUCCCAGCCUUGCGCCAAUGGACACAGAAACGCACGGAGGUGAAGACGUGCCAGUCUACGCAUCAGGCCCAUGGGCACACCUCUUUACGGGAACGUACGAGCAGAACGUCAUUCCUCACCUCAUAGCAUUCGCAGCAGAUUAUAUUGGAGACGGAUGGCUGUCUAAGGCUGAUCUUGGACUAUAAAUCAACGAACUGGCAGCUGGAAAAAAUCCCCAUUUACUACCUGAAAUUGAUAUAGGCUGCUAAUCAACAUGGCGCGAUCGCAUCAAUAUUGUGAAAGGAGGAAUUAAAUGAAUGAAAAUAAAAUGAACGAUUGUUGUUGUUGCGCAGUUUAACAUUUUUUGAUUGACUCAAAUAUAAAACGGUUGAAAU
Messenger RNA from Lutzomyia longipalpis, 2790 nucleotides. RefSeq names its product alkaline phosphatase, tissue-nonspecific isozyme-like. Gene Ontology annotation, biological process: dephosphorylation. Gene Ontology annotation, molecular function: alkaline phosphatase activity. NCBI's taxonomy places the organism in Eukaryota, Metazoa, Arthropoda, Insecta, Diptera, Psychodidae. The transcript has 2 exons. The coding region runs from base 997 to 2601 and encodes 534 amino acids. The record is from RefSeq and is a predicted model, not a curated record.